Nematolebias whitei (Rio pearlfish) is the source of this 1275-nucleotide messenger RNA. RefSeq names its product FERM domain-containing protein 6-like. Gene Ontology annotation, biological process: positive regulation of hippo signaling. The transcript is spliced from 10 exons. Lineage: Eukaryota; Metazoa; Chordata; Actinopteri; Cyprinodontiformes; Rivulidae. The coding region runs from base 1 to 1275 and encodes 424 amino acids. Gene Ontology annotation, cellular component: cytoskeleton; cytoplasmic side of apical plasma membrane. The record is from RefSeq and is a predicted model, not a curated record.
AUGUUUCAGUGUGAGGAUGAGGAGGAGGGAGGCACGGCCGCUCUGGGUGGGAGGACUGGAGCAGGAUGUAAGGAGCAGAGUCGAGCUGAAGUCUCAGUGAUGAUGAAGACUAAACGGAGACGACACGUUUCUGUCCUUCUACCCAACAAGCAGCACCUGGACUGUUCUGUCAGCGUGAGAGCCAGGGGUCAGGAGGUCAUGAACUCUGUGCUGCGUCAGCUCGGUGUCAGUGAUCUCCAAGUGUUUGGUCUCGGUGUCCUCAGAGAUAAUGAAUAUCUCUUUCUUGAUUUGACAAAAAAAUUGAGCAAAUACUUCAACAAAAGAUGGAACAGAGGAUAUUUAAGGGUCCCGUUCAUCUUGUUUUUGAGAAUCCAGUUCUACGUGGGAAGUGGGCUGCUAAUACUGAGCAGCAAAGUGCAGCAGCUCUACUUCACAGAGCUGAGGCAGAAAGUGCUGUGUUCACAGAGCUACCAUCAGGAAGCUCUGCUCUUCCAGCUGGCAGCUUCGGCGCUCCAAGCUGAAGUCGGAGAUCAGGAACUGAGAGAAGAGGCGGACAACGAAGGAAGAGAAGCGGAACAGGAAAGAAAACAUUACUUCCUUCCAGAAGAUUACUUCCCCUUUUGGCUGAUUAAACGCAGAGGCAGGGACUACCUGCUCCGACACAGUCCGACUUUGCACAGCGAGCUGAGAGGUUUGUCUCAGAGCCGGGCCGUCCUUCAGUUUAUUAAAGAGUCCAGCAGGCUGCAGGAUGGAGCUGUGACCUUCUACAGGAUGAAACAGGACAAAAAGGAGAAGAGAAGUUCAAUCCUUCUUGGUGUGGCAGGAACCGGAGUUCAUGUUUAUCUGGAUAUGGAAGGAAAGCACUGUGCCAUGUUUGAUUUUUCCUGGCCUGAUAUUGACCACCUAACUUUCCAGGGCUGCAGGUUUGAAAUUGGUGUUGUUGCUUCUCUGGGCCUCCCUAAGCUGGUGUACUACACUCGUUCUGCCGUCCACUCAGAACACAUCCUGAGGCACCUCAGAAACACCCACCAGUUCCACAUCAGCACCAGGGCUGCAGCUGGAUGCAUCCAACAGCUGGAAGACUUGCAAGCCUCCCACUUCCACAAAGAGGCCUACAUAUGUGACGUGGCAGGGUUAAGACAGAGUCUCAGCUGCUCUUACCUCACAUCCUCCACGUCUGACUGCAGUGCUGCAGUGGAAACUGUCACAGUCUGGACCGAAGAAGAGGAGGAGGGCUCAUCAACAGGUCAGCUGAAAGGAGAAAAUAUUUUUUAG